AUGUUGCAGCACGACUCGGAAGAUGAGCAAGAAUACCAAACUGGUUUAGAAUCCACUUGUCUAGUUAGUGCAGAUUUGCUAGAGCAGGAAAAGGCAUUUAGGAAAAAAAACAAGGAGCUCAAAUCACAAACCAAGCAAGUACUUCAACAAGCUAAUGAUGUUGUGAAAGAAGGACGAUGUGCAUUGGAGCGACCCACGACAGCACCCACUCGACUUGUUUCAAAAUCAGCACCAGUCAAUAUUCGAUCAAAAAAGUUGCAACGAUCCGAUUCUGCAUCAAAUGUGGACAUGGCUGAAAGAUCAAAGAUAUUUCCAUCCACUGAAAAACUUUCAAAUCAAAAUGAUGAGCCUGUUUCUGAAGCUUCAAAACUCAUUCCGGGUUUGAUUAACAUAGACCAAACGCAUAUUAUGAUGGGUUUACCCAAACACAUCAACGAAAACAGUCUUGGAUUAGAGGCGACCAAUCGAUUUUUAAAAGCCAAAAUUCAAGUACUUCAAAAAGAGCUGGAGAGUGUCGUGCAAAUCCAAAAUGAAAAGGAUGCAAAGCAUGUACUGACAUUAGAGCGACUCAAAUUAGUAGAAGAGGAAAGCUCAAAGAUGCAAAAAGCACUCGACAAAUCCGAGGAUACGUCUGAAAAGCUUCGUGUUUUGUUGGACAAAUCCAAAAACAAAUAUGAAGCAUCCGAGUUGGAUCUACAACGAGUCAAAAAGGAAAUGGAUAAUGCGAACAAAGUAACUCGUCAAACAGCGAAUGAGGUAACCACUCGCGAUUUGAAAUUGAAUCGUGCUCUGGAGGAGUUGGACAAAUGCCGGUCAAUUUUGGCUAGACAAGAAGGAGAUGCCAAGGAAAAGAUUGAUGUGGCAAAACGAACAGCUGAAGCAUUGUUUGCUGAAAACAAAAAGCUUCAAAAGCAAAAGUCUGAGCUAUUAACAGCAUUUAAAAAGCAAGCCCAAUUAGUUACGAUUCUCAAGCGACAAAAAAUGCAUGUUGAAUCCGUGAAGUUGCUACAGUUUACUGAGGACGAGUUUGUGCGAGCAUUGAACUGGGAUUUAUGA
Batrachochytrium dendrobatidis JAM81 is the source of this 1056-nucleotide messenger RNA. RefSeq lists its product as uncharacterized. The transcript has 11 exons. NCBI's taxonomy places the organism in Eukaryota, Fungi, Chytridiomycota, Chytridiomycetes, Rhizophydiales. The record is from RefSeq and is a predicted model, not a curated record. Bases 1 to 1056 code for a protein of 351 amino acids.